Molecule: messenger RNA, 597 nt
Organism: Capsicum annuum
Lineage: Eukaryota; Viridiplantae; Streptophyta; Magnoliopsida; Solanales; Solanaceae
Exons: 2
Coding region: 1-597 (198 amino acids)
Molecular function (GO): nucleic acid binding
Source: RefSeq, a predicted model, not a curated record
AUGCCUCCACACGAGCUUCAUGAAAUGAAUUCACUUUGGCCUUUCGUAGCUUGGAGCAUGGAUGUUAUCGGACCGAUAGAGCCAUCAGCAUCGAAUGGGCAUAAAUUUAUUUUUGUUGCCAUUGACUACUUCACUAAGUAUCGCACAACAGUUAGAACCUCCAUCUGGUCAACUCCCUAUUUGUUGGUUUACGGGAAUGAAGUUGUGAUACCUGCUGAGGUUGAAAUACCUUCCCUGAAGAUUAUUCAAGAGGUCGGACUAAGUAACAAAGAGUGGGUCCGCGCUCGUUGUGAAGAACUCAUGUUGAUUGAUGAAAAGAGAAUGGUUGCCAUGUGUCAUGGUCAGUUAUAUCAGCACAAGAUGAUUCGUGCUUUCAACAAGAAAGUGAGAGCUCGAACAUUUGAAGUUGGGCAAUUAGUUCUCAAAUGCAUACUUCCUCACCAAAAAGAUUACAAGGGCAAGUUCGCUCCAAAUUGGCAAGGUCCAUACAUUGUUCGCAAGGUACUAUCUAGAGGGGCUCUGAUUUUUUCUGAGAUGGAUGGCCAUGAGUGGACCAAACCAAUCAAUUUUGAUGUGGUGAAAAGAUACUAUGUUUGA